Pyrus x bretschneideri (Chinese white pear) is the source of this 1569-nucleotide messenger RNA. Its product is annotated as amino acid transporter AVT6A. The record is from RefSeq and is a predicted model, not a curated record. NCBI's taxonomy places the organism in Eukaryota, Viridiplantae, Streptophyta, Magnoliopsida, Rosales, Rosaceae. The transcript is spliced from 5 exons. Bases 21 to 1394 code for a protein of 457 amino acids. Gene Ontology annotation, molecular function: amino acid transmembrane transporter activity. Gene Ontology annotation, biological process: amino acid transmembrane transport.
GUCACUCGCUUUAACAAACAAUGACCACGGACAGCAAAAAUCCCAGGAAUCCAACAAAAUGGAAGCAACCUACGAACGAGGAUUCUCCGCUGCUGCCAAGUCGGACGGACCAAGAUGAUGAGCCGGCAGCGGGGGAGUUUAAUGGGGCAUCUUUCACCGGCGCGGUGUUUAAUCUGUCGACCACCAUUAUUGGCGCCGGGAUUAUGGCGCUGCCGGCCACCAUGAAAGUGUUGGGACUCGGCUUUGGGAUUGGGAUGAUCGUGUUUGUGGCGGUUCUGACGGAGGCGUCGGUGGAGAUGCUGCUGAGGUUCAGUAGGGUCGGGAAGGCUGCGACUUUUGGAGGGGUGAUGGGGGAUGCUUUUGGGAAAGCUGGGAAAGUUGUGUUUCAGCUGUGCAUCUUGGUUAACAAUCUUGGAACCCUCAUCAUCUACAUGAUCAUCAUUGGUGACGUGCUUUCUGGAACUUCUUCAACUGGAGUUCACCAUGCUGGGGUGUUAGAAGGGUGGUUUGGUGAACACUGGUGGAACGGGCGCACCUUCGUGCUGCUCGUUGCAACCAUUUUCGUGUUUGCUCCAUUGGCAUCGUUGAAGCGAAUAGAUUCGUUGAGAUACACAUCCGCUUUAGCAGUUGCGCUGGCGAUUGUUUUUCUUGUUAUUACUGCAGGAAUUGUUGUUACUAAACUCUUUUAUGGAGGUAUUUCCAUGCCCAGGCUCCUCCCUAACGUGUCGGAUAUUGCAUCUGUGUGGAAUCUCUUCACGGUUGUUCCUGUCCUUGUGACGGCCUUCAUCUGCCACUUCAACGUGCAUACUAUCGACAGUGAGCUCGAAGACACUUCCUUGAUUCAACCAAUUGUACAGACAUCAUUGGCUUUGUGCUCUACUGUCUACAUUCUGACUAGCUUUUUCGGUUUCCUCCUAUUCGGGGACUCAACUCUUGACGAUGUGCUAGCCAAUUUCGACACCAACCUUGGCAUCCCUUACAGCUUUUUGCUUAAUGAUGUCGUUCGCAUCAGCUAUGCCCUCCACCUCAUGCUUGUUUUUCCCGUUAUUUUCCAUCCACUGCGACUCAACUUGGAUGACCUCCUCUUUCCUUCGUCUAGGCCUCUGGUUUCCGACAAUUGUAGGUUUACAUUAAGCACCAUCGGACUAAUUUCUCUCGUCUUCUUGGGCGCAAAUUUUAUUCCCAGCAUCUGGGAUGUUUUCCAGUUCUCUGGAGCGACCGCUACAGUCUGCAUCGGAUUCAUCUUUCCUGCUGCCAUCGCUCUAAGGGACAAACACGGCAUAGCAACAACGAAGGACAAGAUCUUAUCCGUUUUCAUGAUCGGUCUUGCUGUGUUUGCGAAUCUGAUGGCGAUAUACAGCAAUGCUACUGCCUUGUUCAAAGAGAAGGUGUGAUUGUUAAGAGGCUGUUGUUAGAUGAACAACCUAUACUAUACCUGUAGAGCAUUGUCAUUUGAAAUCCAGGAAAGCACUCAAGUUUUCCAGGGAGAUAUAUGUAAGACAAAGCGAAAGCAAAAAUACAGCCUUCGAUCGCGUAUGUAUAAUUAUACGUACGAAAAUUCUGAUGCAA